AUUUGAAUCACCAGCAGGCCUUUGUACUGUACGGAUUGUUUUGAGUUGAGUUGGACAAGGAACACGAAGUAAAGCUAAGCGGUCCCUUUUUAAAAAAAAUAAUUUUUAUUUAAGCGCAACUUCUCCGAUAAGCCUAUUCGCCAUGGAAAUUCACGCUUUGCGCAAUGCGAACAACCCUGUUUUUAUUGGUGGCAAAGGCGGGCCUGUGAACGGUGCAGCGAGGAGGCCCGUGUUUGGAGAACUGUCCAACUUUACCCACAAACCAGUUCAGACCAAGAAGGUCCAACCUGUGGCGCCUGUAACACGGACUGCCCAGCCAGCUGUUGUGCAAGCCAAACGUGCCCAGGUGCAGCACGAGAUGCCCCCGACUGCCCCAGCGCUGCCCCCUGCUCAAGCUGACGUGAGCAUGAAGGAAGAGGAACUGUGCCAAGCCUUUUCCAACACACUCUUUCCAGUCGAAGACAUCGAUGAAGGGGAUGCUGACAUGCCUCAGCUGUGUCCUGAAUAUGUGAAGGACAUCUAUGCCUAUCUGCAAAGCCUUGAGAGUCAGCAGUCGGUUCGUCCCCGUUAUAUGCGUGGCUAUGAUAUCAAUGGAAGGAUGCGUGCACUCCUGGUUGACUGGCUGAUUCAGGUGCACUCAAGAUUUCAGCUCCUGCAGGAAACCUUGUACAUGACCAUAGCCAUCCUUGAUCGCUUUCUCCAGGUCCAGCCUGUGACCCGUAAGAAGCUCCAGCUAGUGGGUGUUACUGCAAUGCUGAUUGCUUGUAAAUACGAGGAGAUGUAUGUGCCGAUGGUUGGGGACUUUGCCUACAUCGCUGAUGAUGCCUUCACAAAAGCCCAGAUCCGAGAGAUGGAGAUGUUGAUUCUCAGUGAGCUGAACUUUGAGCUCGGACGUCCUCUGCCCCUGCACUUUCUGCGGAGGGCUUCAAAGGCUGGGAAUGCGGAUGCUGAGAAGCAUACACUUGCAAAAUAUUUCCUUGAACUGACACUACUUGACUAUGACAUGGUCCACUUUAACCCUUCGGAGACUGCAGCUGCUGCUUUGUGCCUGUCUCAACUUGUACUUGAUGGCCAAAAAUGGUCACCAACCCAGCAACACUACUCUUCCUAUGAUGAGGCCCACCUGAAGCCUGUCAUGCAGCAUAUUGCCAAAAAUGUGGUUAUGGUCAAUGAAGGGCUCUCAAAGCAUGUGACUGUGAAAAAGAAAUACUCCAGCAGUAGGCUCAUGAAGAUCAGCCUUCUUCCCCAGUUGAAGUCAUCCCUUGUGAAGGAUCUGGCUGUUCCUCUGCUGUCCAGCUCUUGAGGACUUUUAUGUGGGAAUAGACACUAAAACCUGCACUUUAUUCUGUGUCGGCCAUUUUGAGAGCUGGACUGCUGCUUUUUAAACUGAUGUACAUAUUCUUGGAUUGUAUAAAUAAACGUUUCUACUUUUUAUUGAUUUUUAAA
This is a messenger RNA of Onychostoma macrolepis, 1446 nucleotides long. It is a transcript of the gene ccnb2, whose product is annotated as cyclin B2. Gene Ontology annotation, cellular component: nucleus; cyclin-dependent protein kinase holoenzyme complex; cytoplasm. The transcript has 8 exons. The record is from RefSeq and is a predicted model, not a curated record. Gene Ontology annotation, biological process: mitotic cell cycle phase transition; regulation of cyclin-dependent protein serine/threonine kinase activity. Gene Ontology annotation, molecular function: cyclin-dependent protein serine/threonine kinase regulator activity. Bases 143 to 1303 code for a protein of 386 amino acids. NCBI's taxonomy places the organism in Eukaryota, Metazoa, Chordata, Actinopteri, Cypriniformes, Cyprinidae.